GUCGUUCCGUAGGUACCAGUAGUUCACAUGAAGAAAGCGACAGCAAGUAAGGACGACGACAUUCCCCCUUGCAGUCCCAUACAUAAGAACCAUCUGUACCUUUGGUCUAGGCCGUGCAACCUGGUUGUUCGCUUGUCCAGUCGUACUGACUGUCGACAACUUGGAGAAAGGCAGCAAGUCUAGGUCCAGUCCAUUCAAGUCGUCCUUAAUUUCAACAAACAAACAAAAUGAUUGCCAUCGGUCUCGAAGGCUCCGCCAACAAACUAGGAGUAGGCGUGAUUCUGCAACCCCUGAAAGGAGGGCCGGCGCAAAUCCUAUCUAACAUCCGGGACACGUACGUGUCGCCGCCUGGAGAAGGCUUCUUGCCCAAGGACACGGCCAAGCACCACCGGGCCCAUGUCGCGCGGCUAGUCAAGCAAGCCAUGGCGGAGGCGGGGGUGAAAUUGCAGGACAUUGACUGUAUCUGCUACACCAAGGGACCUGGGAUGGGAGCACCACUGCAGAGCAUCGCCAUCGCCGCCAGGACGCUGAGUCUGCUGUGGAACAAACCGCUCGUCGGGGUCAACCAUUGCGUCGGCCACAUCGAGAUGGGGCGGGAGAUCACGGGGGCCACGAAUCCGGUCGUCCUAUACGUCUCCGGAGGCAACACUCAAGUCAUUGCCUACAGUACGCAGCGCUAUCGCAUCUUCGGCGAGACCCUGGACAUCGCCGUCGGCAAUUGUCUGGACAGAUUUGCGCGGACACUGAACAUUUCCAACGACCCGGCCCCCGGUUAUAACAUCGAGCAGUUGGCCAAGAAGGGCAAAGUCCUCUUGGACCUUCCGUACGCGGUCAAAGGCAUGGACUGUUCAUUCAGCGGAAUACUGGCCCGGGUUGACGAACUCGCGGGUAACAUGAGGGCCGGCACACUCAAGGACCCUAUCACUGGAGACGUGGUCACCCCGGAAGAUCUCUGCUUCUCUCUUCAAGAAACUGUUUUUGCUAUGCUGGUCGAGAUCACCGAGAGAGCCAUGGCCCACGUCGGCUCAAACCAGGUCUUGAUUGUCGGCGGCGUGGGGUGCAACGAGAGACUUCAAGAGAUGAUGGGCAUCAUGGCCAAGGAUCGCGGUGGUAGCGUCUAUGCUACUGAUGAAAGAUUUUGCAUCGACAAUGGUAUCAUGAUUGCCCACGCUGGUCUCCUUGCCUACAAAACCGGCUUCUCAACUCCGCUGGAGGAAAGCACUUGCACACAGAGAUUUCGCACAGACGACGUUCACGUCGCGUGGAGAGAAGAUUGAAUUUCACCCAAAGUAUUCUAUGCUGCGGUGGGGGCUUCCCACCUUACGAGCACACGCGAAGCAUACAAUGAGAGAGGCUCCUCUUGGUCCUCGUUUGAUCAUCAAGUCAUGAAAUCGUUGAUGCCCGAAAUGCAAUCAAUGCUCGCCAACAAAACAACACGCAACCCGCGGCACCCGCUACCAUUCAUCGCUAUUGAGCCGUCUGGAACUGAGGCACUGGUUUGAAUGAAAUUGUCGUCACGUACUAAAACAGGCCGGUUAGCAUGCAGAAAGCGCUCGUCAAGGGCCACACUCACCUUCUUCUUGUAUCGGGUCGUCACACUGGUCGCCAACACACCGUUCUUAACACUGCUGGUCAUGAGAUGGUUCAAGACGGUGUGGUUGGGCAGGGUGAGGACGCUGUUAUCGUCCUUGACCGGUAGUACGCCAUUUAAGAUGGAUCUGCUUAGGAAGAGAGGCAGGGCUGGAGGUGCUGGGCUUUCUUGGAUGACUCGGACCGCAUUAUGAUACCGGUGGUCAUCCUCUGGAAGGUCAAUAUCCAACAGGGCUUGUGGAACAAGUUGCCGGAAAUCGCCUUCUGGAAUCUCCUCUGCUUGAGGCUCUCCCAUCUCGGAAACAGGUGUAUGAGUUCCAGAUCGACCGUGCUCAUGCUCGACGGCCGCAAGUGCUGACGAUUUACUACCUGUUUGGGCGCUUUCCCUCCUCGGCUUGGUAAGGUCCUCUGUGGCAACCUCGAUGUAAUUGACGAGAAAAUUGUUGAAGUCGACCGCCGUCGGCAGAUCCGGGCUCGUGACCAUUUCACCGUCCACCACGAAUUUAAGAUGAUGCGUGCCAGAGGGAAGAUUAAUGGUGGUGAACAUGCCAGGACCGUUCUUUCUGUUAUAAUGUCAGCCUGCUAUAGCAGAGGGCGGCCCUGCAAGGUAUAUUAUGGCGCCGAUGGACAAGAAAGCUUGUCCGUAACUCGGGCUCGACGGACCCAAGCACCUCGUGGCAUGGUUCAAGGGUGUCGUGUCUGACACAACAAAAUAAAGAAUCAAAAGGAUGAAACCCA
This is a messenger RNA of Exophiala dermatitidis NIH/UT8656, 2328 nucleotides long. Its product is annotated as glycoprotein endopeptidase kae1. The transcript has a single exon. Gene Ontology annotation, biological process: tRNA threonylcarbamoyladenosine modification. Bases 228 to 1277 code for a protein of 349 amino acids. Lineage: Eukaryota; Fungi; Ascomycota; Eurotiomycetes; Chaetothyriales; Herpotrichiellaceae. Gene Ontology annotation, cellular component: cytoplasm; EKC/KEOPS complex. The record is from RefSeq and is a predicted model, not a curated record.